CAUGGAGGGGGCAAGGGCCUAUUCACAGGAGGGGGCCGCUGUGGCCCGGGACCUGCUGGCCCUGGGGUAUAAGGACUCUUUGGGGGCGGUGGCGCGGGGCCCAUCGUGCCCAGACUUCAGGGCGCUGUGCGUGCGGCUGGCUGAGGAGCUGGCGACUCUGGGUGCCUUGGAGCUGGAGCGAGGGGAGGGCGCGGAGGCGUUGAGCGCCGGCGAAGGCCACAGCGCUGAGGAGGAAUUUCUGCGACAGUUGGCCGGCCUGCUACAGCAGCUGCACUGCCCGGACCGCGCACUCUGCGGUAAACACUGUGCGACCUCGCUGCGGGAGCCGGGAGCGUGCCUGCGCCUGCUGCGCUUUCUCUGCACAGAGCUCCAAGCUGCCCGCCUCCUCCGCUUGCAUCCCCGGACAGAUCCCAGCCCAGCGGAGCCCCCACCCGGUGGGGAAGGGGCAGCGGAGGGGGCUGGCAUGGUUCAGGAGCUGGUCCUUAUUCUCCAAGCCCUGGGACUGCCCAGGCCCACGCUGGGGACUCUCGCCAGCGGGCUGCUGCGGGAGUUGCAUACCAAGGUCUCAGAGCUGCUGCCUUUCCUGCCCCUAGGGGCCCUGCAGCCCCUUCUCAGCUCCCCGCUGGACGCACCCAGAUGGGAAGCCUUGGAAUCUCUGUGUCAAGCCCUGCGAGGUCAGUACUGCUGCCGACGCUGCCUCCUCCUUAAGCGCCUGGACCUCACAACAUCUGCAUUCUAUUGGAGUGAUCGGGCAAAGGCCCAAGGGGAGGCCAUGAAGGCAGUGCUGAUCCCAAUUCGAGAGGCUCUGACCCCAGAAACGGAUGUCUCCGUUGCACACAUCCUGGCUGCCCGAGCUGACAUGUCUCGUCUUGUCCCAGCCACAAGCAAGUCUGCCCGCCGAGGAACCUCCUGUGCCAUCAACAAGGUGCUUAUGGGCAACAUGCCAGACCGAGGGGGCCGCCCAAAUGAGUUGGAGGCUCCCAUGCCCAGCUGGCAGAGCAGAAGAGAGGAUGGAGGCAGUCGGAAGUCAGGCCGCCAGGGCUGGGGCCGCAAGAAGAAGAAGAAAUAAAGGACUGGUAGCUGGGGCAGGUGUCCUCUAUGCAUUGCUGACACCAUUGAUAAUUUCUGGGGAGUCAAUUUGAUGGUUUUUCUUGGGACCUGAUAAUGAGGCCCCACAAACCAUGUUCCUGGGGCCCCAAAUGUCCUCCCCCCAUCUACUAUUUAACACCAAGGACCGUGUUCUCUUGAAAAUAAAUUUAAUUUAUAACAGCUAUAGGACCGGUCUUUGUG
Pteronotus mesoamericanus is the source of this 1290-nucleotide messenger RNA. RefSeq names its product family with sequence similarity 98 member C (gene TSLIG3C). The transcript has 8 exons. Lineage: Eukaryota; Metazoa; Chordata; Mammalia; Chiroptera; Mormoopidae. The coding region runs from base 2 to 1069 and encodes 355 amino acids. Gene Ontology annotation, cellular component: tRNA-splicing ligase complex. The record is from RefSeq and is a predicted model, not a curated record.